GACAUUAGGCACCAAUAUCUGACGUGCGAUCCGAUUACCGCAGCCCACCCUCCUAAAAAAAAGCAUGGGCUACGGCGCAACGCAUGCCCAGCUCCUCUCAGUCCCCCCUUACGUCGCCGCCGCAAUAUUCUGUAUAAUCGGCUCCUUCCUUGCAGACCGAUUCCACGCCCGAGGCUACAUCCUCCUCGCUUUUACCCCGAUCACCAUCACCGGGUUCACCAUCCUAGCCACAGUCAAAUUAUCGAGUGUCCGCUACUUCGCCCUCUUCCUCGCCACCACCGGCGCAUUCACAUGCUCCCCUAUCCUGCUCGCCUGGGUAAGUGGCAACGCAGCAGGCCCUGCGGUCCGCGCCGUCGUGACGGGCUACGCGGUGGGGAUUGCGAAUGUGGGAUCGAUUAUCGCGACCUGGACUUACCUUCCUUCUCAGGCUCCGUACUAUACCGCGGGCCACUGGAUGAACUUUGGAGCGGCUUGCAUUCUGUUCGCAGUGGUGGGUUGUAAUGUGGUGUAUUUGGUGAAGGAGAAUCGGUUGCGGAUGGCGGGCAAGAGGGAUUAUCGAGUGACGGGGGCGGCCAGUCAGGCGGAGGUUGAGAGGUUGGGACAUUUGCAUCCGGAGUUUCGGUAUACCCCGUAGUCUUGUGGGUGGUUGCUUGUUUUGACCAUAGUGUGUUUGGGGCAAAGGCUGCUGUAAAGUUGAGACCAGAGGAUUUUGAGAUUGCGUACAGUAGUGCGAGUGGCUUUAGAUUCUUG
Molecule: messenger RNA, 750 nt
Organism: Aspergillus versicolor CBS 583.65
Lineage: Eukaryota; Fungi; Ascomycota; Eurotiomycetes; Eurotiales; Aspergillaceae
Exons: 1
Coding region: 65-634 (189 amino acids)
Cellular component (GO): membrane
Molecular function (GO): transmembrane transporter activity
Source: RefSeq, a predicted model, not a curated record